Molecule: messenger RNA, 1104 nt
Organism: Eruca vesicaria subsp. sativa (arugula)
Lineage: Eukaryota; Viridiplantae; Streptophyta; Magnoliopsida; Brassicales; Brassicaceae
Source: the annotation of a GenBank genome assembly
AUGAAGUUGAAGAACAAUCUGAGUUCUAGUUCCUUCGGGAAGAAGAAGAAGGAAAGAAGUAUAAAGAAGCAAAGGAGGUUCGUGGAGAAUGGAAGCAUCUUGCUCAAAGAAGUCAUCGCUGAUUGUAACGGUAAAACCAUCCCUAUAUGCAGCUUCUCCAAUUCUCAGAUCCUUAAAGCUACCAAGAACUUCGAUACAAACUGUUCCGUCGCCCAAGAAGGGUUCUACAUAUGGUACAAAGGUGUUAUCGAAGAUAGAUCUUACAUGAUCAAAAGAUUCUCCGAGUAUAAAGUCACUGACCGCAGAGUAGGAGAGGUUUACAAAGACAUAGUCUUGUCUGCUCGGAUGAGCAGCCACAACAACUUUCUUAAACUACUAGGAUGUUGUCUCGAGUUCCCUUUUCCAGUUCUUGUUUUUGAAUAUGCAGAGCAUGGAGUCUUGAAUCAUCGAGGGGGUGUUACUACCGUUAACGGAGAAGAAUCUUUACUGCCUUUGAGUUUGAGGAUAAAGAUAGCGAAGGAGAUUGCAAGCGCCUUGGCUUAUCUUCACAUGGCCUUCCCUAAGAUCAUCAUAUACAGAGAUGUUAAGCCGAUGCACGUGUUCUUGGACAAGAACUGGAGCGCAAAGCUGUCGGAUAUGUCUUUCUCUAUAUCGCUAGAGGAAGGAAAAUCGCAGAUAGAAGCUGAAGACGUGCUUGGGACAUACGGGUACCUAGAUCCAUUAUACUUUACGACAUUGGUUGUGUCGGAGUAUACUGAUGUGUACAGCUUUGGAGUCUUGUUAAUGGUUCUUCUCAGUGGUAGAUCCGUUUACUUCACCGUAUCUAAUGGCUAUCCAGUUGGUAUUCUUGAAUAUGUGAAGGGGCUAUACAACGCUGGGAAGCUCAGUGAAGUAAUUGAUCCUGUGAUGAUGAAUGAUAUCACGAGUGCUCAGAGAUUGCAGGUGGAAGCUUGUGUUUUACUUGCACUGAGAUGCUGCAAGGAGAGGGAUGAAGACAGACCAAAGAUGAUCCAGGUUGCUAAAGAACUCAAGCGGGCUGAGACUUCAUUUCUAAGAGAUCUUUUGUUCUGAUAAUAUAAGUGACUGAGAAGAACUGAAAUGAUU